CGCAAGUGACGUCAUGUCACCUCCUGCUGCCACGGUACGUCACGAAAUACGAGGAAGCUGCUGCACCGCGCGCUCUCACUGAGAUCCGAGCUGACGCUUCCUCUGCAGAAUUGAUCUGAUGGAGCAAAGGCACUCAGCGCAGCUCGGUGCAAGAAGGAAAAAAUGCGACCAUAAUGCAAGCAGCACGGAUCGUACUGGAAAUUUGACACAGCACCAGAGAACUCACACAGGGGAGAAACCCUUCAAGUGCACUGUGUGCGGGAAUGCGUUUGCAAAGUCAUCAGAUCUUCAGAGCCACCAGAGAACACACACGGGAGAGAAACCCUUCAGGUGCCCUUUGUGCGGGAAGGCAUUUGCACAGUCAAAAGAUCUUCGGAGCCACCAGAGAACACACACGGGAGAGAAACCCUUCAAAUGCAGUGUGUGUGAGAAGGCAUUUGCAGUGUCAUCAAAUCUUAAAAAACACCAGAGAACACACAGAGGAGAGAAACCUUUCAAGUGCACUGUGUGUGAGAAGGCAUUUACAGUGUCAUCAUAUCUUAAAAAACACCAGAGAACGCACACAGGAGAGAAACCCUUCAAGUGCAGUGUGUGUGAGAAGGCAUUUACAGAGUCGUCCUAUCUUAAAAUACACAAGAGAACACACACAGGAGAAAAACCCUUCAAGUGCACUGUGUGCGGGAAGGUGUUUUCACGGUCAUCAAUUCUGCACAAGCACCAGAGAAAACAUACAGGAGAGGAACCCUUCAAGUGUACUGUGUGUAAGAAGGUAUUUGCACGGUCAUCAGUUCUUCAGAGCCACCAGAGAACACACACAGGAGAGAAACCAUUCCAGUGCACUGUGUGUGACAAGGCAUUUUCACAGUCAUCACAUCUUACAAUACACCAGAGAACACACAUGGGAGAUAAACCGUUCAGGUGCACUUCCUGCCCGAAAGCGUUUGCACAUUCAUCACAGCUUAAAAUACACCAGAGAACGCACACAGGAGAGAAACCCUUCAAGUGCAGUGUGUGCGGGAAUGCGUUUGCAAAGUCAUCAUAUCUUCAGGGCCACCAGAAAACACACACGGGAGAGAAACCCUUCAGGUGCCCUCUGUGCAGGAAGGCAUUUGCACAGUCAAGAGAUCUUAGGAGCCACCAGAGAACACACACGGGAGAGAAACCCUUCAAAUGCAGUGUGUGUGAGAAGGCAUUUGCACUGUCAUCAAAUCUUAAAAACCACCAGAGAACACACACAGGAGAGAAACCUUUCAAGUGCACUGUGUGUGAGAAGGCAUUUACAGAGUCAUCAUAUCUUAAAAAACACCAUAGAACGCACACAGGAGAGAAACCCUUCAAGUGCACUGUGUGUGAGAAGGCAUUUGCACAGUCAUCCAUUCUUCAGAGCCACCAGAGAACACACACAGGAGAGAAACCCUACAAAUGCACUCUGUGCGACAAGGCGUUUACAUGGCCAUCUGUUCUUCAGAGCCACCAGAGAACACACACAGGAGAGAAACCCUUCAAGUGCACUCUGUGCGGGAAAGCGUUUUCACAGUUAGCACAUCUUCAAAGACACCAGAGAACACACAGGCAUCAGACGAUCCCUAAGGAGUGUGAUCUGAAAUCGACUUGUGAAAGUCAAAGUGCUGCAAUGAGCCCAUCCCUCCUGAAACAAGAACCAGAAGAAAAUCCCAACUUGGACACUUUAAAAGGUAUCAAGGUGAAAUGUGAAGAGGCAACAGUGAAGAGCGAAGAAGUGAAGGUAAAAUGUGGAGAAGUGAUGGUGAAAUGUGAAGUGAUGGUAAAAUGUGAAGAUGAAGAUUCAACUCCAAAAUCGGACCUUCACAUUUAUGGAGGCAACAUGAAGCAGGAGGAGAAUUCUGACUGUGAGGCAGAGCGAGGCAACUCCCAGCAGUUUGUGGAAGUGGAGGUGUGGGUGGACUUGCUAGACAAUACAAAGUCAAAUGGAGACCUGGUAGAUGUGCAAGCUUAAGACAAUGAAGCUCCAAUCGAUUCACCUUUGUUACGGGCCUUUAAUGAAAAUAAUGUGAAGUUGAACACUCAAUUUCUAGGUUCAUCCUGCAGAGCAAGAGCGGCCAGUGUUUGCGGACCUGUGGGUUGGGUAGAUCUCUAACCAGGAUCGAGAGCCAAUUAGCUCCCAAGCAUUCACUAUGUUAUAAUAUUAGCAUUUAUAUGGUGCUUGCUUAAUUGCCUCAGCAACUCGGAGUUUCGUAUCAAAUCUCAUCACAAACACUUGAAGAGCAUGUUUUAUAUAUGCCUUUUCCAAAAAAUUAUAUUAAGAGUGAUUCUGCCCUUUUUUUUAUAAUUUUGAUCGGGAUGUAGUGCUGGGGCACGGAAAGGGUGAGUCCCCCCCUGCCUCCUACCUUACCACACAAAAGACAGCUGGGGGAUAAUUACUCACAAGCCUGCUUGGGAAGUCAUUAAAUGUUAUAAAAAAAAACUGGCAAACCUAAGGGGGGGCUAAUGAGAUUCUGCGGGACAUCCCAGUUGACUUUAGGAGAAAGACAGAGACAAAUAUGCACCGUAUCACCUUAAUAGACUGUAGGUUGCAAGUUCUGUUAGCGAGCACCUAUAAAGGCCGGCACAGCGCACGAGGGGGUGGGUGGCCGGCACCACGCCUGGCCGCCUUUGUCUCCCCAGUGGUGAUGUCUACUACACAGCGCCUGGUUCGCUGUGUUCCUGCCAAGGCAACAUUGCCACGGACCCCAAGCUGUGUUCCUGCCAAGGCAACAUUGCCACGGACCCCAAGCGGUGUUCCUGCCAAGGCAGCAUUGCCGCAGACCCCAAGCUGUGUGCCUGCCAAGGCAACAUUGCCACGGACCCCAAGCUGUGUUCCUGCCAAGACAACAUUGCCGCGGAUCCCAAGCUGUGUUCCCGCCCUCACACUUUCCCCCCUGCUUGCCUAGAUAUCCCUGCCGGCGAAGGUGCGAUGCAUAGAGAGAGAGAGAUGCCACCCACACCGAGGUUGCGGCCUAGCUCGCGCUCUCACACUCUUCCAAAAACUGUAGCACACGGACGAGAAGUCGUGUGGCGAGUGCAGCAAGACAUUUUCUCGCGCUCGGCCUACAAGUAUAUAUAUAUAUAUUUUUCUUUUCGCUUGUAUGUUAAACUGUGUGUAACCCUGAUAUUUUAAAGAUGGCAAUUCUCCUGCUGUGUAUACUACUGCUGUCCCGGCCAUAUCUAGUGCCACAUUCAACUUUACAAACGGCUACCCACGGCAAAAUUUUCCACGAUGCCGAUCCAUGCAUAGCAAUAUCCACAAUAGCUUUAAGUAAUGAAGGCUGAUCUUCCUCAAUUUUCGGCCUACCAGGCUUGGCCCUGACAUUCAGCCAUGUGCAUAGAUCUGAAUUAUCUUCAAACAGAGCAUUUAAUUAUUUUCCUUUCUUCUCAUCUCUUGCUUUCUGUGCUCUUUUUUGAUCACCCUUUUUAAAUCCUUUAUAUUAAGUUCGCGUGCUUGCUUGCUUGCGUGCUUGCUUGCUUGCGUGCUUGCUUGCUUGCGUGCUUGCUUGCUUAGGACCGUGCAAAUCUUUCGGUCGUUUUUUAACCCACUUCCCGUGAUCCAAUCGAGCUGAUAUUUUCCACACAGACUCGUUGUGCCAGACAAUUAAUUUUCGUGAAAAAAAUAAAUAAAAUUUUUUACACUGUUUAGGGAAAACAAAUUAAAUAUUUAAUUACCAAUUGCUAAAUGGUGGCAGACAAUCAUCUGACCCAUAGGUGGCAGCCAUCUCAAGCCAGAGGACGAGAGGACUCUUGCCGCCACGCAUAUAAAGGAUUUAUAGUGAAAAACUAUGUUUUUACGGGUUUACUUGUUCUUCUUCAACUGGUUUUCCAAUUCAGUUUUUUUUUCUUCUCCGGCAGUUCCCCAUCCAGUUGCUGUGUAAGCAUUCCUCGUUUUUGGUGUUCGUACAAGUCGACGAGAUCAGAAUUCAGAAUGUUAAUCUGUGACUGCAAAUGCAGCUGGGCUGUAGCAAUUCUUGAUGUUGCUGAAUUGCUAGUACUAGGCGCUGAAUCAUCAGCCUGAGCGUCGGUCACUUGUCCAUCAGACUGUGAUACAGAAUUCUGAGGUAUUUCGACGGGCACUUUUUUUUAUUGGCAGAUGUUUGUUUAGCCCAAAACGAACAAAGUGAUCCUUUUCUGGUGGUGGGAAUCGCCUUUAAUUCUUGCAACCAAUGAUCAACUUUAACUUGCAAAUCUGGAUCAUUUUCAUGCCAUUCCACUUUUGAACCAGUUCUUCUUGGCAAACCUUUCUGCUCUUUUAGAUUUGAAAGAGAAAAAGUGAAAGUACCCCUAUGGGUUCCCCCUUAUCACCAGUGAUAGUAAAUGUUUUCAAGGAGAAAUUUGAAACGUGCCAUCUAGACAUCCACCCUAUGUCCUUCCUUGUGGAAAAGAUAUAUAGAUGACACGUUCGUCAUUUGGCCACAUGGCCUGCCAGCAUUGAACCAAUUUCUCAACCACAUGAAUUCCUCCAUACACCCAUCCAUCAAAUUCACCAUGGAAGUGGAGAAGGAUGGUAAGCUACCAUUUCUGGAUGUUUUAUUUGAGAAGAUACCUGAUGGCUCGUUGGGACUCUCUGUCUACAGGAAAGCCACCCACACAGAUUCCUAUCUGAAACCUGAUUCCCACCACCAUCCGGCACAAUUCCCUCAUCAAGACACUACACCAUAGGGCCCACUGCAUUUCUGACCAACACCACCUAGCCAGUGAACUGGAAUACGUACACCAGGCCCUCAAGAUGAAUGGGUAUUCGGACCGCAUUAUCCGCAAAGCUGUUUCUCCAACCAUGGAGAAACAACCCCCUGAGACGCCGAUGAAAACCAUCACGUUACCAUACAUAGCAGGCGUUGCCAAAAAGAUUUCCAAAAUCUUAAACAAACACAAGAUCCAGGUCCUAUCAGUACCGUACACAAAAUUCGUGAUCUAAUCCCAUCUGUGAAGGAUGCAAUUCCUGACAUGCAAUAACCCGGAGUCUACAAACUAAGUUGCACCUGUGGUGGGUGUUACAUUGUGGAAACGAAACGACAUAUCUCGGACCGUGUUCGCGAGCACAAGUCAGAUCUGAAACACGGCAGAACUAAUACCUCUGCCGUGGCUGACCAUUGCUAUAACGCUGUGGGCUCUCAUGAUAUUGUUUUUUCCGAGACCAAGGUACUCUGCAAACCUUCGGGCAACUAUCAAAGGUUUGUUCAUGAAGCCAUCCAGAUAUAUAAACAUAUACAUAACUUCAACCGAGAAGAUGGAUACAAAUUGAGAAAUCAUUGGAAGGAUGUUAUUAACCAGGUUAAACCUUAACUGCUUUAUGGUGUUGUCUUAAUAUCCGCAUCUCCAGUCUUCGUCAGCCUCCCACUCCCAGCCCCGCUCACUCCCCCCCCCCCGCCCCUGGCAUUUUGCCGUACUUGCCCUUUAAACCCUUCUAGCAGCGCUUCACUUG
Lethenteron reissneri (Far Eastern brook lamprey) is the source of this 5431-nucleotide messenger RNA. RefSeq names its product oocyte zinc finger protein XlCOF6-like. Gene Ontology annotation, biological process: regulation of transcription by RNA polymerase II. NCBI's taxonomy places the organism in Eukaryota, Metazoa, Chordata, Hyperoartia, Petromyzontiformes, Petromyzontidae. Gene Ontology annotation, molecular function: RNA polymerase II cis-regulatory region sequence-specific DNA binding; DNA-binding transcription factor activity. The record is from RefSeq and is a predicted model, not a curated record.